UCCUUCCUCGAGCAUUUGUUUUUCCAGCCUCUCUCUCUCUCUCUCUCUGAAGGACAUGCGCUUGGAUUUCUUCGAUCUCUUCACUGCGAGGAUCGGACGGCUGAAAUAUGUCUGAGAGCAAAGAUCCGGCGAUCAAGCUCUUCGGGAAGACGAUCCCAUUACAGGAUGGUCAGAUUCCGGAAGAGAAAUCCGAUCUCGCCUCGACGUUGGUUGCCACUGAUGAGAAAAAGGACACAUGUGGAGAAACAGUGCACAAGGAAGUCAAAGAUACACCACCGGGAACUACAGAAGAGCCCACCAAGACAGAUAGCUUCUCUGGUGUGAAAGAUGGCAAGGAAAAUGAGCAUCAUGCUGUGAUGGAGGACAACAAACCAGCAGUGGAUCCUAAGGCUGAGGAAGAACAUAUGGAAACCGAUGCCGAAGAUGGUGAGGAGAAGGUCCCCAAGAAGGUGGACAAGAUUCUCCCAUGUCCCAGAUGCAACAGUAUGGACACGAAAUUCUGUUACUACAAUAAUUACAAUGUUAACCAACCUAGGCACUUCUGCAAGAAUUGUCAGAGAUAUUGGACGGCUGGGGGGACGAUGAGGAAUGUCCCUGUGGGGGCUGGACGGCGGAAGAAUAAGCAUGCUGCCUCACAUUAUCGUCACAUAGUGAUGUCAUCCGACGGUAUACCCACGACUCCGGUAGAUGCCGCCCCUGACUGUGGGAUGCCCGCCCCUGCUGGACCUCUGAAGGGGAAUGGAAAAGUCCUGAAAUUUGGAAAGGAUACACCCCUAUGUGAAUCCAUGGCCACUGUGCUGAAUCUUGGAAACCGGAAGGCAAAGGUUGAGGUGGGUCCUGUGGCUAGUGGUGAAAACGGAGACGAGUCUUCAUGUGUGUCUUCUGUGACGGCUUCUGCUUGCUUGGAAAACCAGUUGCCAGAAAACGUGGUUCAGAUGGAGCAAGGAGGUGUCCUAGGUUCUUGUAAUGGGCUUCCUCCACUGCAUCGCCUUCCGUGUUAUCCUGGCCCUCCUUGGGCUUACCCUUGGAAUCCGGCUUGGCACAAUGCUGCUGCCAUGUCAGUGGGCCGGUGCUCGUCCGAGCUGGUUUACGGUUUGGAGAGCAGUAAUGCCAAUCCUGUUCAAUGGAGCUCACCACCAAUGGUGGCAGCUCCUGCAUUCUGUGCUACGAACAUUCCUUACCCGUUCAUGCCAGUACCCUAUUGGGGCUGCAUGCCUGGUUGGGCUGGUGGGGCAUGGAAUGUUCCAUGGGUCGGGUCUAAGGAGAGCCAAUCGCUGUCAUCCUCCACCAGCAAUAGUGGCUGUUCAGGAAAUGGCUCGCCCACCUUGGGCAAACAUUCUAGAGAUGUGAAUUUUCAGGGCGAGGAGAAAACAGAGAAGUGCCUUUGGGUUCCCAAGACACUGAGAAUCGACGACCCAGAUGAGGCGGCGAAGAGUUCUAUAUGGGCCACUCUUGGUAUCAAGCAUAACAAGAAUGAGCCCAUAACAAAAGGCGGCAUCUUCAAAGCUUUCCAGCCCCAGAUGGAAGGCAAGGGCCACACAUCAGAUGCCAAGCAGGUCCUGCAAGCAAAUCCGGCUGCUUUAUCCCGCUCUCAGACUUUUCAAGAGAGCACGUAAAGAAGUUCUUGCAACAAUCCGUUUCAGCCCAUUUUGGCUUCUCUUUCCUUUGUGUAAAGCAUAUGGGUGCAGUUUUAAGCUCCCACUUCUAACAUGACAUCAUUUAUUAUGUGGAUUAGAGGAUAUGGCUUCAGCAACAAACCAACCAUAGAGAAGCUAAAAAAUGCUUAUCUGAGCGUUCUCCGAAGCUGCCUGUCAGGGAAUUUGCAUGGGCUGUGUGUCAGAUCAUUCGAAAGUGUAUGCUGUAAAUAGUAGAGAGAGUUGUUGUUUAUAGCUGCUACAUUGAUAUUCUGCCCAAGUUUUAGUUUCGAAAAUUUCAUUCUCGUUUUGAAUCA
Messenger RNA from Magnolia sinica, 1951 nucleotides. RefSeq names its product cyclic dof factor 2-like. The transcript is spliced from 2 exons. Gene Ontology annotation, molecular function: DNA-binding transcription factor activity; DNA binding. Lineage: Eukaryota; Viridiplantae; Streptophyta; Magnoliopsida; Magnoliales; Magnoliaceae. The coding region runs from base 108 to 1616 and encodes 502 amino acids. Gene Ontology annotation, biological process: regulation of DNA-templated transcription. The record is from RefSeq and is a predicted model, not a curated record.